AUGCACCUGGCUACCAGGACUCCUAUGGAUUCAUUUACAUCAAAGGAGGCGGUAUUAUCCAAUUUAUCAACUUCUUCUCAAAUAACCGAUGAGAAUUCUAACAGUGAAUCAAUGAAUGGUACUCAUCUAACAUGGAAUAAUAGUCAAAUUCGUCAAGCAUUAAGCGAAUUAAGUAAUACAAUGGCAACAACAACAAUGACAGAAACAACGGGAAAAACAGAACAGUCUAAAUCACAAAUAAGAUGGGCAGAAAUACUGCAUGAAUUCGAUCAACCAGAAUCAGACUCACUCACCAAUAUUGAUAAUUCAAGUCGAUCAUUGGUAGAUCAAAGUUUACUGAUAAGCAGUGAUACAUCUAGUCGUCAUUCUAGUACCGUUGAUCCAGAGAAACUAGGAGAAACUGGACAUAAAACUGCGGAUUCACCACAUAUACCAAUUGAAGCAUUAAGUAAACAUCUUGAUAGUCGCUUAUCAUCUAUGAUGUCUGAAUUAAAUUGGUCUCAUAAUGAAUUACUGUACAAAUUUGCUCAACUUGAAUGUAAACUUGAUCAAAUGAAUAAACUGUUAGUACAAAUGAAGGAGGAACAUGAUCUGCUGCGAUUGACAUUGAUGACUAGACAUAGGCGUUUUUAAAGAUAUUUUUUUCAUAACCGUUUUGUUUAUUUUUCCACCCCCGUCUUUCUUUCUCUCUCUCUCUCUUUCUGCUGUCACCAUUUUUGUUAUUCAAAGUUAUUAUGUACACCCUUCUGAUUUUGCAUUUUAUCUUACACAUACACGCAUUUGGGCAUUUUGUCUAGUGUAAGAAAAAAUUUUUUGAAUACAAUGUUAGCGUUUAGGGAUUCUCACAAUAUUCAUGAGUCAUUUGUUUUUUGUU
Messenger RNA from Trichobilharzia regenti, 874 nucleotides. NCBI's taxonomy places the organism in Eukaryota, Metazoa, Platyhelminthes, Trematoda, Strigeidida, Schistosomatidae. The record is from the annotation of a GenBank genome assembly.